CAAAAGAGGAAAACAUCUCACAGAAAAACUAAAUUGUGUUUGAGUUCACCUCUUUCAUAAAGCGGAAUAAACAGCUGGGACAACAUGGACCUGGACUCAAUGAAGUAUGCGGAUUUGCGAAGCCUCGCUAAGGAGCUCGGGGUGAAGGCGAAUAUGAAGGCUGAUAAACUCCUGAAAGCCAUCAAACAGCACUAUGAAGAGGAGAAGCAGGAGGAGAAGGAAGUGCAGGGACACGAUGGUGAUACCGUCCCACAUGAGGAAAAUGUUGCUCAGGAAAAUCCCAAGGAAGAAGUCUGCGGCAGCGGUGCGUUUGUGAACACGCGGCGCGGGAGGGGGCCCGGCACCAAGAGGAGGGUCACUGAGGCCAAGUCCAGCGCAGAAGCACCACAGGUUCACAAAGAGGCAUGCACCAGUGCGAAGAAGCGAAAGGUGUCCUCUGACAAGGACUCUGGAAGCAUUUCAGAAGUUUCCAGCGAGGAGCAGCAGCCUGACGUGAAGGAUGAAGCUCCUGUUCCGGUGGAAACAGAAAAGCCAGCAAGAGUGAUCAAGGCGGGCAGGAUCCCUCGCUACCAAGGACUCCAGCAGAAGAGGAUGACGCUGAAUCCCACCACUGCCACCAGUGUAAUAAAUGUUUCAGGCGGUCCCUUUAGGUACAAAUGA
Messenger RNA from Cololabis saira (Pacific saury), 660 nucleotides. RefSeq names its product nucleolar and spindle-associated protein 1-like. Gene Ontology annotation, cellular component: microtubule; mitotic spindle; nucleolus. Gene Ontology annotation, molecular function: microtubule binding. The record is from RefSeq and is a predicted model, not a curated record. Bases 85 to 660 code for a protein of 191 amino acids. Gene Ontology annotation, biological process: mitotic chromosome condensation; establishment of mitotic spindle localization; mitotic cytokinesis. Lineage: Eukaryota; Metazoa; Chordata; Actinopteri; Beloniformes; Belonidae. The transcript has a single exon.